AUGGGCUUCCCAAGUCUAGGAUGCCUCACAUGCAAGAGGCGUCGCAUCAAGUGCGAUUCCAUCCGACCCACCUGUAGCCGGUGCAGCAAAGCAAGUCGAUCCUGUGUCUGGAGAUCCAACGAAGAAACAGGCUUGUCAUUUCGAAGUGAGAAUGCCUUUGCUCAAGGCCGGCCACGUCGUCCGAGAGGACAUAUAGUCACACGAGCCGUGAUAAACUCGUCGCCUGCAUCCCCACCUACUAUUCCACUCGAGACCCAUGCAUUCCACUAUUGGGUUGAGCAUUUCACCGCGUGGCCCGAUGAUUUUUUUGACAUUGGACUCGAAUACGGCACCUAUGCACUCCGCUACUGGACUUGUGCAGCCCCGAACUCGAGUCUGCAGCUUGCCGUGUCUGCGUUUUCACUUGCUGUCUUCGGACUAGCGAGGAAUGUGAACCGGGCUCUGGGGGAUGCAGAGAGGCUGUAUGGCAAGAGUAUUGCGCGAAUCCGGGAGGAGAUUGCGGCUCCUUCUAAUCGGACGAUUGAUCAGCUUCUUGUUGCGAUCUUGCUGAUGGCUAAUUACGAUAAUAUCAUGCGCCAACCUUCCUCAAGUCAGUCAUCUGCAAAAGCUGGCUCUACGGGCUGGAGGAGCACGUACCAUUGUACAGGCAUCGUGGGUCUGUUGCAGGCUCGGCAGCAGCAGGGAUUUUCCCAAAAUACGGAUCUUGACAGAGCUCUCCGAAGGCCCAUAAUCCGCUCGUGCAUCCUUCGUGGUGUCUCUCUUCCAAAAUGGCUCCAAUAUGACGCGCUAUAUAUCGAGGACAGUCCGAUAUCAGAACUUGAUACCCUCAUGAUUCAAGUUGCAGAUAUUCGAGCCAAAGCUCAGAACUGUCUGCAAGCCGGGGUCUCUAUAUUCCAAUUAGGCCAAUUGGAUGAGUUGGUGUUAGGGGCACGGCAAUUGGACUCUGCGUUGGUCGAAUGGACCCAGCGCAUUCCCUCAGACUGGACGUUCUUCGAGAAUUUAGGCUCAGCAUAUACCGAGAAUUCCCUGCCUUGCUACACAAGCCGCGGCUAUGCUGCUACUUUGAAUCGGUAUCGGGCUGUUCGUUUGAUUAUAAACAGUCUACGCAUACGCCUACUUUCCACCAUGUCCCGUAUCACACAAUCCAUGGGUACGGAGCUGGAACAGUGCCAGGCGAACAUCAGCUCUCUUACAGCAUGUCUAUGCCACAGUAUCCCUUCCUUUUUCGACGUGGCAACCACCGAACACAACAUCACGCCAAAGAUGGCCAUUGUUCUCGCCUGGCCCUUGACAGUGGCUGUAAGCACCGAAGCAGUUCCGACAACUCAGAGAAAAUGGCUGCAGGACCGACUGCACACAGUCGCGAGUGUCAUUGGAGCCGAUCGUCUUCACACGGUUGCUGAGAGUGGAGAGUUCAAUUUCUAG
Penicillium lagena is the source of this 1425-nucleotide messenger RNA. RefSeq names its product Zn(II)2Cys6 transcription factor. Gene Ontology annotation, molecular function: zinc ion binding; DNA-binding transcription factor activity, RNA polymerase II-specific. The record is from RefSeq and is a predicted model, not a curated record. Gene Ontology annotation, biological process: regulation of DNA-templated transcription. NCBI's taxonomy places the organism in Eukaryota, Fungi, Ascomycota, Eurotiomycetes, Eurotiales, Aspergillaceae. The transcript is spliced from 4 exons. Bases 1 to 1425 code for a protein of 474 amino acids.